Messenger RNA from Rotaria sordida, 888 nucleotides. Lineage: Eukaryota; Metazoa; Rotifera; Eurotatoria; Philodinida; Philodinidae. The record is from the annotation of a GenBank genome assembly.
AUGUCAGCUUCACAGUCAACUUUGCCUUCAACACAAUCACGAGACAGUAUGCUCCACUUUUUUCAUGGUGUCACAGGAUUGAAUGUUGAAGAUUGUAUUCAUUUUCUUCAUCAAUAUAAUUGGAAACUUGAAGAUCUUUUAGAAGAUUUUUAUAAUGGAAAAGAUUUUAAGAAUAAAUCAAGUCAAAAUUCAAAUGAAAAAAUCGAAAAAAAUUUAUCUCAACCAACAUCCAUUCAAAAUCCAAAUAAAUUCACUGCGAAUAACGACCAAAAAAAACCAAUAGUUGAAGAAGACGAUCUUUAUUAUGCACAUCUUGUGCAUAAUUAUGGUGAUGCAGACGAAUCAGCAAGAAAAUUUUUGAUAGAUGGGCAACAUAAUCAACGAUUUCAACAAAUUCGACAACAACCACAAGAAAAUACUAUAAAUGGGUCUAUUUAUCAUGAGAAACAAGAAUAUCUUCGAUGUGGUGUUCAUGCAUUAAAUAAUCUAUUUCAAACUCCACAUUUAUUUACUCAUGAAGAUCUCGAUAAGAUUGUCCACCAAUAUGAUAAAAGAUAUGUAGAUAAUGAAUAUGGAACAUUAUGGAUAGGUGAUUAUGAUUUACGUAUAUUAAUUGAAGCUAUUAAAAAACAUGGACAUACUGUUCGACAAAUAAAUUUUUAUGAUAAUGAACCACUUCAAAAUCUUCCAUGGGAUUUAUAUUUUGGUUUAUUAAUUAAUUUAAAUGGUGAACAUUGGUUUACAAUUAAAAAUUUUAAUGGAAUUUAUUAUAAUCUUGAUUCAACAUUUAAAAAACCAUCAUAUAUUGGACAAAAAAAUAAUUUAGUUAAUUAUUUAAUUUUUCUUAUUGAAAGAUUUCCAAAUGUAUAUUUAUUUGCUGUAUUAUAA